UUUGUCUCAGUCGUUUUGCUUGCAUUUUACUGGACAGCUCUCAUCACAAACACACACACACAACAUGUUCCGUCGCAAGCAAGCCCCGACAAGCGCAGCAGUCUCGUCGUCGUCCAGCAGCGGCGGCGUCAACCACCCAGCACAGGCGAUCGCGCGGGUCAAGAAAGAGUAUGUCGAGUGCCAGUCUGACGAAGGCAUGAAGUCCUGCAACAUCAAGCUCUCUCUUGUGGAGGACUCGUUUGUCAAGCUGCGUGGCGAGAUCCCGGGACCGCUUGGAACCCCAUUCGAGGGCGGCGUGUUCCAAUUGCUGAUUGAUAUUCCCCAAAACUACCCGUUCAACCCACCGAUUGUGAAAUUUGAAACCAAGGUCUGGCACCCGAACGUGAGCUCGCAAACCGGAGUGAUUUGCCUGGAUAUCCUCAAGGACCAAUGGGCGGCUGCAAUGACAUUGAGGACGGUCAUGCUGUCCAUUCAGGCGUUAAUGUCGACGCCCGAGCCCGACGAUCCACAAGAUGCAGUUGUUGCCAAUCAGUAUCGCAGCAAUCGAGAAGAGUACAAUCGCACUGCCAAGUAUUGGACUGACGUUUACGCAAGACCGGGCGUAUCAGAAGACGAUGUCAAGAUCAAGCAACUCAUGGACAUGGGCUUUGAUGAAGCAAAGUGCAAAACAGCGCUGGCAAAGGCGAAAGGCAACGUCGAGCAAGCGAUCGAGCACCUGUUUGCUUAGUUGCAGUUGCAGUGUACGAAGAGGAAAGAGGGGACUCUAGCCAACAUGUUUGACGUUGAUUCGAUGGGAUUUGUAUGGAUGCAUGUGUGUUGGUGUGUGUGUGUAUGUGUACUGCAUCAUCCAAUCAAGUCACCCAUGAUCACCAAGCAAAAAACAG
Molecule: messenger RNA, 884 nt
Organism: Capsaspora owczarzaki ATCC 30864
Lineage: Eukaryota; Filasterea; Ministeriida; Capsasporidae
Product: ubiquitin-conjugating enzyme
Exons: 4
Coding region: 65-727 (220 amino acids)
Molecular function (GO): protein binding
Source: RefSeq, a predicted model, not a curated record